CAUCGGAAUGACUCCUCCAAGACAACGAUGAUGACAAUGAGUGUAAGGCUUAUAUGGCUGGCUCUCUAUCACUUUUACACGACAACUAGUGGAGUUGUGACAGCAAAUUCAGAUGAGUGCAGAGCCAUUCUAUUCAAACCAGUCACCAAAGACAAGUAUUUACUUAAUCACAUAAUCAAAACUGUGCCAGUUGAAAGUGAAGAAGGCUGUGAACUAAUUUGCUAUGGGGACCCUGACUGUGUGUCUUACAACUACGGGCCAGUACUAAGUGAGAUUCCUUUAUGCGACCUGAAUAACAGCACUCAUUUACAAGUCACCAGCGUGAACUUCAUAACCCGAAAUGGCUUCAGCUACCGAGGAAUUGAAAAUCCUUGUGGAAGCAGCCCAUGUCAGAAAAAUUCUACAUGUCAAGCUGGUUUUACUUCAAAAGGAUACCGUUGUGUGUGUCCACAAGGACUCGGGGGGGAGAAUUGUGACCAAGUCAUUCUGCCUCAGAACUGUUCCCAAGCCGUAAAGGAAACAGGAGUCUACGAAAUCUCCAAUCAUGGAUCAGACUCAUUCCCAGUGUACUGCGACCAGACAAGUGAUGGAGGGGGCUGGACGAUGGUAUUCAAACUUGUUAGUGGCCUCUCUCCAUUGGACGUUGGUGGAAUUUGGUCGUCACCCUCCCUCCAUCAUGAAAAUCUCAACGAAACCUUCGACUUAACGUCAGCUUAUCCAACUCAUUACAAGAAUCGUAUUGUACUGAACUGGAAAUAUUUUGACCCUAAAGAAGUUCGCGUCGUUAUAUACAAGGACAGUCAACAAGUCACCUCCCUCAAGUUCAAUGCCACUGAUACAGACAACUUGAAUUGGUUUUCACAUGAAAACCUAAUUUACUCGCCAUGGAGUGAUCUCAAGAUGUUCCCAUCCGUAAAUUUUGGCCUUCUGGGUCCCAUAGUUUCCGAUCGCUUCUUUGAGAUAACUGGCCCUUACACUGGUUGUCAAACUGAUAUCGGUUGGUUGGUAGUUACUAGUCACCCAGUAUGUCCUUGGGACAGACGAUCACCUCAGCCUAGUAUCCAAUACAGCAAGCAGCGCAUGGCGUCGCGUAUGGAAAAUUACGGAAAUGUUGGGAUUGCAGACGUCCUCGCCGUGUUUGUUCGCUAACAACAAAUCAUUUAAAAGGCUCAGCGGAACCUUUUCUGCAAUAACGUCUUUACCGUUGUAGAAAAUAUUCCUGUGUUGGCAUUAACUUUGUCUUUGGGGAUCGUGAUCUCUUGAUUAUAUCUAUAGUUGAAAAAUUUAGGUUACAGUUUGUAUAGUAAAUAGUUUAAACCCAAAUGUUACAAUUGAAGUUGUCGAAAUGUCAGUCAUUACUGCCCACAACAGUUUUGUUCAGGACUACUCUCACCCGGACGAUCACAACAUAAGAUCACAGGUCGCAGUUUGAGCAAAACGCUUUUGAACUCAAAGAAAGCUUACUCCUUGAGAUACGAUUUUAUUGAACUUUUAUUCUUUGCAAAUCCACUGUAUCCUUUAAACAGUAAAGAGGAUUUAUAAGCAAUGAAGUACAACCCUUGUAUCAGGUUUAAUUCAAAACGAAUCAGCUGUUAAUCAAGUCUACAACUCAAAGCAUUAAUCUGUCACCACUUACAUUUCUGUUCGGUACGAGCUCUCUAAAUGUGACAUAACAUAUCAAAUAACCACUCAUACAAAUCCGAGUUGCUUCUUUACAGUCUUAAUAAUUAUUUCUGGAUUCUUUUAAUCUAACGGAUAAACGUCCAUACGAAAUCAGGAGUAAAAAUGUACUUAGAAGGAGUUCAUAUUAUAAUUUUGACCGAACUGUUACAUUAAGAGGAAGGGUGAAACCUCGUUAUCAGCAUAUGUAUAUUCUCUAUACUGCUCACAAUGUAUUUCCU
This is a messenger RNA of Pocillopora verrucosa, 1901 nucleotides long. NCBI's taxonomy places the organism in Eukaryota, Metazoa, Cnidaria, Anthozoa, Scleractinia, Pocilloporidae. The record is from RefSeq and is a predicted model, not a curated record.